AUGUUUCUCCCACUCGACAGUUUUAACGUCAACGUGCAGAAACGACGCAACGCCCAGACGCUGGUGUCAAUUUCACGUCUGGGAGUGACAUUCGAAAUCAACUUUCUCACAGACAAUUCUUUUUCUGAAAAACUGAAUCAGCCGUUCUUCUUGAAAUUCAACAUAGGGUCCGGAGUAUUUUUUGUGACGGGAGCUCUUGGACAUCUGUAUGUAGCAUAUAGCAAAUUUUAUGGAUUGUGGUUAGGAGCGCGGCUGCAGUGCGGGCGGCGCGCGCCGGCAACCGCCGAGGCCGAGGAGGGCAGGAGGAGGAGGAGACCGCGCAGCGAGACCCGAGCACGCCCCCGCGCCGCUGCCAUGAGCCAAGACGGCGCCGCCGACGCCUCCAAGGGCCGCGACGCCUCACCCGGCAGCGGCGACGACGCCGCGGAGCUGGGCGAAGUCAAGGACAAGCCCCGCGAGAAGUCCAAGGUGAUUCGGGUGCUGACCGUGCUGGCGUACGUGCUCUCCGUGUCGCUGGCGGCCAUCAUGCUGUCGCUGUACUACGUGUUCCUGUGGGACCCCAAGAUGCCGAGCGGCGGAUCGGCGGCGAUGGGCCGGCUGCAUGUGGAUGACGAGGGUUUGGCCGAGGCGCUUCAAGCUGACGGCGACCAGCUUCUGGACUUCAACGCUUCAGGUAUCCCUGGAGAAAUCCGAAGAUGUAGUAGUGAGGUUUACGUACCUUGA
Gryllus bimaculatus (two-spotted cricket) is the source of this 723-nucleotide messenger RNA. NCBI's taxonomy places the organism in Eukaryota, Metazoa, Arthropoda, Insecta, Orthoptera, Gryllidae. The record is from the annotation of a GenBank genome assembly.